Myotis myotis is the source of this 504-nucleotide messenger RNA. RefSeq names its product elastin-like. The transcript is spliced from 5 exons. Lineage: Eukaryota; Metazoa; Chordata; Mammalia; Chiroptera; Vespertilionidae. Bases 1 to 504 code for a protein of 167 amino acids. The record is from RefSeq and is a predicted model, not a curated record.
AUGGAGCAGUUUCUGGGAAGCUCGGCGCCCACGGUCAGUGUGCGGGGGCUCCCAGGUGUGGGCACAGGAGGGCUCCCAGGUGUGGGCACAGGAGGGCUCCCAGGUGUGGUCACAGGGGGGCUCCCAGGUGUGGGCACAGGAGGGCUCCCAGGUGUGGGCACAGGAGGGCACCCAGGUGUGGGCACAGGGGGCUCCCAGGUGUGUGGGCACAGGGGGCUCCCAGGUAUGGUCACAGGGGGGCUCCCAGGUGUGGGCACAGGAGGGAUCCCAGGUGUGGGCACAGGGGAGCUCCCAGGUGUGGGCACAGGGGGGCUCCCAGGUGGUGCAGGGGGGCUCCCAGGUGUGGGCACAGGGGGGCUCCCAGGUGUGGGUGCAGGGGGGCUCCCAGGUGUGGGCACAGGGGGGCUCCCAGGUGUGGGUGCAGGGGGGCUCCCAGGUGUGGGCACAGGGGGGCUCCCGGGUGUGGGUGCAGGGGGGCUCCCAGUUGUUGAUGACAUCCGGUAG